Molecule: messenger RNA, 708 nt
Organism: Limulus polyphemus (Atlantic horseshoe crab)
Lineage: Eukaryota; Metazoa; Arthropoda; Merostomata; Xiphosura; Limulidae
Product: L-serine dehydratase/L-threonine deaminase-like
Exons: 3
Coding region: 15-536 (173 amino acids)
Biological process (GO): L-threonine catabolic process; L-serine catabolic process
Molecular function (GO): threonine deaminase activity; L-serine ammonia-lyase activity
Source: RefSeq, a predicted model, not a curated record
AUGGCCACUCCACAAUGAUAGAGGAGUUGCACAGCCAAUUGACAGUUUGCCCAAGUGCGAUAGUUUGCAGUGUUGGUGGUGGUGGCUUGCUUUGUGGAAUUCUUACUGGCUUAGCCAAAGUAGGCUGGCAAGAUGUUCCAGUUGUUGCCAUGGAAACAAAAGGUGCAGAAAGCUUUAAUAAAUCUGUUAAAGCAGGACACAUUGUACGCCUUCCUGAAAUAACCAGCAUUGCAAAAUGUUUGGGUUCUGUGGUUGUAAGCCAACAACUGAUGGAUUAUCUCCCAACACGUCCCAUCUUUUCUGAAGUAGUGGAAGAUCGUGAAGCUGUACUUGCGUGUUUAAAAUUUGCAGAUGAUCACCGAAUGCUUGUUCAACCUGCUUGUGGUGCUACUCUUGCUGCUCUGUACAGUGAGACCCUCAGCCACUUGAUUCAAAACGAGGAUAUUAAAGGUGAUGGCCCAGUUGUAGUCAUUGUCUGUGGUGGAUGUGAUGUUACUCUCAAUAUCUGCGAAAAAUGGAAGCAGAUUGUAAAGUAAUAUUCAUUUACUCUGACCAAAAAGUCCAAUCUCUCCAAGCAUCAUCUAAUCUACUGUUUGAAAUAUGUGUAUUUGAUAAAUGAUUCAAUUAUGUUUGACUUUUACAGUGUUGAUUAACCUGAAUAUAUAUAAUGUUAUCGUUUUGUAUGCAUUUCAUUGUAAAAACUUUAAA